AUGCACGUACACUACUCCAAUGCCGCUCCUCCAUUGAACAUCAUAGUACCAUUCAAAAACCAAAGCGGAAAUCGAACCCGUUUCAUAAAUUUCGCAAUCCCAUCUGCAUAUGCCUCAACCAAGGAUGUCUGGCGUCGGAGACAGUCGGCUCCGUCUCAACCGUCACGCCGAAAGGAAAAGGUGGUUUACUUGGACCAUAGCGUUGACAUGGAUGAGCUGUUAUCGUCAAUUGGGCAGACUGAAAAUGAGCACCAACUGUAUGCUGUAAUGUCACAGUAUAAAGAUCGAGUUCUUUCUAUUCGGUUCAUGGUCAGUCUUUUAUCACGUGAGCCUGAUUGGCAAAGGUCGUUGGCGUUGCUGGAUUGGAUUAAUGAGGAAGCCCUUUACACUCCCUCGGUGUUUGCAUACAACGUUGUGUUGCGCAAUGUGCUGCGAGCGAAGCAGUGGGCUCUUGCUUAUGGACUGUUCGACGAAAUGCGUCAACGAUCGCUUUCACCUGACAGGUAUACUUAUUCUACUCUAAUUACGCAUUUUGGGAAAGAGGGCAUGUUUGAUGAAGCUUUGUCUUGGCUUCAGAAAAUGGAACAGGAUCGGGUGUCAGGGGACCUGGUUUUGUACAGCAAUUUGAUUGAGUUGUCGCGAAAAUUGUGUGAUUACUCGAAGGCCAUUUCAAUUUUUUCGAGGCUGAAAAGAUCUGGUAUAACUCCUGAUCUUGUUGCCUAUAAUUCAAUGAUUAAUGUGUUUGGGAAAGCUAAGCUUUUUCGAGAAGCACGGUCAUUGAUUAGUGAAAUGAGGUCAGUGGGGGUUAUACCUGACACUGUGAGCUACUCUACGCUUUUGACCAUGUAUGUUGAGAAUCAGAAGUUUUUGGAGGCGUUGUUGGUGUUUUCAGAGAUGAGGGAGGUUAAGUGUUUGCUUGAUCUCACGACUUGUAACAUAAUGAUCGAUGUGUAUGGGCAGCUCGACAUGGCAAAGGAUGCGGAUAGGCUGUUUUGGAGCAUGAGGAAGAUGGGAAUAGAACCAAAUGUUAUUAGUUAUAAUACCCUUUUGAGGGUAUAUGGUGAUGCUGAGCUCUUUGGGGAGGCAAUUCAUUUGUUUAGGUUGAUGCAGAGAAAGGAUAUUGAGCAGAACGUUGUUACGUAUAACACCAUGAUUAAGAUUUAUGGGAAGACACUUGAGCAUGAAAAGGCUAAUAAUCUUAUUCAAGAGAUGCAGAGUAAGGGUAUUGAGCCCAAUGCUAUUACUUAUUCAACAAUAAUAUCAAUUUGGGGUAAGGUAGGGAAGUUGGAGCGAGCAGCGAUGCUGUUCCAGAAACUGCGGAUCUCUGGGAUUGAUAUUGAUCAGGUUCUUUAUCAAACAAUGAUCGUUGCAUAUGAGAGGGCUGGUUUGGUUGCUCAUGCUAAACGUCUGUUGCACGAACUGAAGCGUCCAGAUAAUAUUCCCAGAGAAACUGCAAUUACUAUUCUUUCUGGCGCUGGUCGAGUAGAAGAAGCCACUUGGGUUUUCAGACAGGCUGUCGAUGCUGGAGAGGUGAAAGAUAUAGCAGUCUUUGAGUGCAUGAUUGGUCUUUUCUCUAGAAACAGAAAGUACACAAAUGUUAUUGAAGCUUUUGAGAAGAUGAGAAGUGCUGGAUAUUUUCCUGAUUCUAAAGUCAUAUCUUUUGUGCUCAAUGCCUAUGGGAAAUUGAGGGAGUUUGAAAAAGCAGAUGCCCUAUAUAAGGAGCUUCGGGAAGAGGGGUGUGUUUUCUCGGACGAAGUGCACUUCCAGAUGCUGAGCCUUUGCGGUGCAAGGAGAGACUUCGAGAUGGUUGACAAGUUAUUUCAGAGCCUGGACUUGGAUCCUAAUGUCAAUAAGAAAGAGUUGCAUCUUGUUGUGGCUAGUAUAUAUGAAAGAGCGAAUAGAUUAAACGAUGCGUCUAGAGUCAUCAAUCAAAUGAGUGACAGAGGAAUAUUGAAGUCUUGA
Fraxinus pennsylvanica is the source of this 1962-nucleotide messenger RNA. The record is from the annotation of a GenBank genome assembly. NCBI's taxonomy places the organism in Eukaryota, Viridiplantae, Streptophyta, Magnoliopsida, Lamiales, Oleaceae.